Messenger RNA from Spodoptera litura, 2437 nucleotides. RefSeq names its product Puff-specific protein Bx42 (gene Bx42). The record is from RefSeq and is a predicted model, not a curated record. Lineage: Eukaryota; Metazoa; Arthropoda; Insecta; Lepidoptera; Noctuidae. Gene Ontology annotation, biological process: mRNA splicing, via spliceosome. Gene Ontology annotation, cellular component: spliceosomal complex.
UUUCUCAACGAAUUUAUUUUAGUCAUCAAAGUUUACGCUAGGUGGUUCCUAGACGAAAGCUUUCAAAAGUCAUUCUUAAUAAAAUGGCGUCGUUAUCGAGCCUGUUACCUGCCCCUACACAGCAAGUGUGGGAUCGUGAUGAUGAGAGAAAAGCUAAGCGUGUUGGCAGUGCCUUGGUAGUAUCACAAACAAGUGUUCCUCCAUAUGGACAGAGGAAAGGAUGGGUUCCCAGAGCAGAAGAGGACUUUGGAGAUGGAGGAGCCUUCCCAGAGAUCCAUGUCGCCCAGUACCCGCUGGGUAUGGGUGCCCGGGGCAAGGAGAGCACUUCCAAUGCAUUAGCAGUCCAGUUAGAUGAGUCUGGCCGAGUUAAAUACUCAGCCAUUGCCAGACAAGGCCAUAGUGCUGAUAAGAUAAUAUACUCAAAAUUAACAGACUUGUUGCCUUCGGAAGUACUAGCGGAAGAUGACCCUACACUCCAGAAACCUGAUGAUGAAGACAUACAGGAUCUUACAGAGAAGACCAAGCAAGCUUUAGAAAAACUGACCAAUGCUAAGAUAUCUGCGGCUAUGCCCGUUAAAGCUGCUCCUAAAGCUGCCCCAGCACAAUACAUCAGAUACACACCGGCGCAGCAAGGGGGACAGUUCAAUUCCGGUGCCAAGCAGAGAGUUAUCAGAAUGGUAGAAGCCCAGUCCGACCCCAUGGAGCCGCCUCGCUUCCAAAUAAACAAGAAGAUCCCUCGGGCGGCGCCAUCCCCCCCGGCGCCCGUGCUGCACUCCCCCCCGCGCCGUGUGUCCGUCAAACAACAGAGAGACUGGAAAGUACCACCUUGUGUCUCACACUGGAAGAACGCUAAAGGUUACACAAUACCCCUGGACAAGCGUCUAGCAGCAGACGGAAGAGGAUUACAACAAGUACACAUUAACGAAAACUUCUCAAAAUUAGCUGAAGCACUUUACAUCGCUGACAGAAAGGCGCGAGAGGCCGUGGAGGCACGUGCGCAGCUAGAGAGGAGAUUAGCGCAGAGGGAGAAGGAGAAGAAAGAAGAUCAUCUUAGAAUGCUGGCUCAGAGGGCUAGGGAUCAUAGAGCUGGUAUCCGAGCUCCUGACGAGGAUCCGGAGAGUAAUGAAGUGGACGAGAGCGGACUGACGGCUGCCGAGCGAGACAAACUCAGAGCUGAUAGACACAAGGAGCGGCAGAGGGACAGAAACCUGGCGAGGGCGGCACCUGAUAAGAGAUCGAAACUAGUAAAGGACCGUGAACGUGAUAUUUCUGAACAGAUCGCUCUCGGUCUGCCCGCUAAGACGAACCAAGGCGGCGAGGCUAUGUUCGACCAGAGACUGUUCAAUAAUAGCAAAGGAAUGGACAGUGGUUACGGAGACGACGAAGCAUACAACGUAUAUGACAAGCCGUGGCGCAACCAGGACAACGUCGGCGCUCACAUCUACCGACCGUCCAGGAACGCUGACAAGGACAACUACGGAGGAGACAUUGAUGCUAUUGUUAAUACGCGCAGAUUUGUCGCAGACAAAGAGUUUGCUGGUACUAGUAGUAGUAACACCCGCGCUGGGCCUGUACAGUUCGAGAAGGACGCACCCUCUAGUAGAGACGAACCUUCACAGUCGCGCAGUAACCAGCCAGACGCGGACUUCGAUCCGUUCGGUCUGGAUCGGUUCUUGAGUGAAGCCAAGCGAGCAGACAAGUCGGGGCGCAAGCGAGACCAUCACGACCGACACGAUCAACACGGGAAGAAGAGGAGGGAUUAAUUGACCACGGCUGCCAACAUUAAAUGCUGAAAGGUACAUUCGUGAGUACUUAGAACCUCACGUGAUACCAUACGCGGAGUAUGUGGGCCGGGUGGGCCCAAAUUUCCUUUUUAUGCAUGAUAAUGCAAGAGCCCAUGCGGCCGGCUUCGUCAUGGAAUAUCUUCGGGAUGUGGACAUCACAGUUAUGGACUGGCCAGCCAGAAGCCCAGACACGAACCCAAAUGAACACAUGUGGGACGAGCUAAAAAGACGUGUUAUGCAGGCGAUGCAGGAUUUGAAAACUGCCAUAGAAGAGGAAUGGGGAUUAUCCCUCAAAAUUUCAUAGAGCGGUUGAUAAACUCUAUGCCUAAUCGUAUGAGAGCUGUGGUAGAUACCCAUGGAGGGAACACGCGUUAUUAAAUUAAACCUUUAUUUGAUUUAACAUGAUUUUCAUUCAAAAAUCAAUUGCCUUUAACAAUGUGCAUAUCCGAUUUGUUAGGCGUAGCUCCAUGUCGUAUGGUAUUCUGAAUUCAAAUUUAAAACAAUACUGUCGAAACAGAUGGUAAAAUGUAUAAGGUUGAAAACUGCAUCAACAGUUUUUGUUCAAUCUAGCAAUCAUAUUUCGGUAGGGGCCAUCGAAACCUAAACUCUAAGGUGCCUAGAGAUGGGAUUUUACCCGGAAAAAACCCGAAUAU